This is a messenger RNA of Cuculus canorus (common cuckoo), 6966 nucleotides long. It is a transcript of the gene AFG1L, whose product is annotated as AFG1 like ATPase. Lineage: Eukaryota; Metazoa; Chordata; Aves; Cuculiformes; Cuculidae. The transcript has 14 exons. The record is from RefSeq and is a predicted model, not a curated record. The coding region runs from base 760 to 2058 and encodes 432 amino acids. Gene Ontology annotation, cellular component: cytoplasm; mitochondrion. Gene Ontology annotation, molecular function: ATP binding; ATP hydrolysis activity.
CCUCUCCAAUUUAAAGCCAUUAUCCACUGCUAAUAUUUCUAAAUGACUCUACCAUUGUAGGGGUCUUCCAGAUUUUUUUUUUUUAUCUGUUAACAAUGCCCCUCCAAUGACUAAAUGCAUAUAUCAUUUUCCUUCCUUCCUUAUGAAGGAGUCCGGACAAUGCUCCAUUACUAUCCAGGUAGAAUAAGGCUGUAGGAAAAGUAGUUAUAUAUUUUUUUCUAAAAUUCUGUGUCUAGGCAGUAGGCAAAAUGGCAGGCUGCCCACAGAUCACACCAGAGAGACUCAAAGUUAACACCUAGCAAAUCUGCCUAGCAAUUGUUAAUAAAAAGAUAUUCAGAAAGCAGAAAUGAACCUGAGGUACAAGUUCAUCCACAUAAGCAGUGUGGUUUGCUUGGUAGCUUUGCUGCGAAUUUCAUGCUCAUCACUCCUCCAGUAUUAUUUCUCCCCCUUACUAGUACACUUUCUUUCUGCUGAUAGCUGCUAACUACUCAAUGGAAAUUUAGCUCACAGUUUUACGAAGUGGCAGUGAGAGGGAGCCUUCACCUGAUUUAGACUAGUUAUUAAAUUAGUCUUGCAGCAAGGCAAGAAAACACUCAUUAAUUCUACUGAGAUCACAUGUGGAUGCAUCGGGAGAUAACUGGCGGUGGAGACCUGUUUGAAAGCAAGCUAGAGGGAGUGAAUGUUUUUCUCACCCAUGUGUGGCAUUGAGAAGUAAGGAGGUUACAGUCAGUUGCAUAUACAGCUCAGGCAGAUGAGAAGAUGGUCCCACGUACCCCUACAGAUGCUAAUGCCAGAGCCUUAUUAAUUUGCAAUGGACCUUUAGAACAUUAUGACUUUCUGAUUAAGCAAAAAGAGCUGAGGAAUGAUGAGCAACAGAGAAGAGUCGUACAGCACUUGCAGAAGUUGCACGAGAGCCUUAAAGGCUACAGCAUCAGUUCAAAAAGUCUUCUCUCAAAGCUCUUUGCAAAUAACAAACCUCCAAAAGGUCUUUAUGUCUAUGGAGAUGUUGGUACAGGAAAGACAAUGGUGAUGGACAUGUUCUAUUCUCACUUAGAAGUUGAAAGGAAGAAGAGAGUCCAUUUUCAUGGCUUCAUGCUAGAUGUACAUCAGAGAAUACAUCGCCUUAAGCAGAGCUUGCCAAAAAGAAAGGCAGGAUUUAUGGCCAAGUCAUAUGACCCAAUUGCACCAGUGGCAGAGGAAAUAAGCGAAGAGGCUGCGCUCCUAUGUUUUGACGAAUUUCAGGUCACUGACAUUGCUGAUGCCAUGAUUCUGAAGCAGCUUUUUGAAAAUCUGUUCCAAAACGGGGUUGUCGUUGUGGCAACAUCUAACAGGCCACCAGAAGAUCUCUAUAAAAAUGGUCUUCAGAGAGCUAAUUUUGUACCAUUCAUUGCUGUGCUGAAGAAAUACUGUAACACAGUCCAGCUUGAUUCUGGAAUUGAUUACAGGAAACGAGUGCUUCCUGCUGCUGGAAAACUUUACUACCUCACAAGUGAAGCUGAUGUGGAGGCUGUCAUGGAUAAGUUGUUUGAUGAGCUGGCUCAGAAACAAAAUGAUUUAACUAGACCAAGGAUUCUGAAAGUGCAAGGCAGAGAGCUGAGGCUGAAUAAAGCCUGUGGAACCAUUGCAGACUUCACGUUUGAAGAGCUGUGUGACAGACCUCUUGGGGCCAGUGACUAUUUGGAAAUAUCAAACCAUUUUGACACAGUCUUUGUUCGUGACAUACCACUUCUUACAAUGGCAAAAAGGACACAAGCUCGUCGUUUCAUUACCCUUAUUGAUACCUUUUAUGAGCAUAAGGUGCGUAUUAUUUGUUCUGCAGCGACUCCUCUCCAAAGCUUGUUCCUGGUACAACACGACAGUGGUGAGCUAGAGGACAACAGAGUGUUGAUGGAUGAUUUGGACUUGAGCCAGGAAUCUGCCAAAGGACUCUCCAUGUUUACAGGAGAAGAGGAAGUCUUUGCCUUUCAGCGUACUGUCUCACGGCUCACAGAAAUGCAAACCGAACAGUACUGGAAAGAUGGGGACAGAAGCAAAAAAAAAGUUAUAAUUAAAAGUUGAAUAAAACCACCAAGAAGUAAUACUAAGGAAUUGGAAACCAUUUUAGUACAACUGAAAAAAAAAAUUGCACUUUAUCAUCUGGACCUUCUUUUCUUUCAUAGUUUUUUUUUCCUUGCUUAAGACAUGAAGACUUGGUUAUUUUUUCGUACCACCAGCCCAUGGGCUUGUGAAAUUUUACUUUCAUUUUCUUGUCUAUAAAAUAUAACUUUGAUGAUCAGGAAGUUUAAUGGGAUUAGAUUUUUUUUUUUUUCUGGAGAAUUGGUCUAGAGACAAGGUUAAUGGGCCAUGCAGGGUUCACGGUAGAUUUAUAAUGUCAUGUGAAGAGGCCACUUCAUGGUUCGUGCACUGCUUCGGUCACGUACAAUACAGUUUGCACAAGAGAAAAAUCAAAUGCUUGCUUUAUGAAAUGCCUGAUAACGUAUAGGUCCCUGCUAGAAUCCUGGAACUCCUCUGUAGAGUAUUCUGGUGGUGGGGUGGGGUCCCUAUUUUCUGUGUGCAGCCACCUGCAGGCUCUUAAGAGUUUCUUGUAGCCAGACUGUGGCUCAGCUGGGUCCAUCAAAAACUAACGGUUUGAACAAGAAGAGAAGCCUGAGGAUGAGCUUGAAGGUACACGAAACUGCACAGCAUUAAGAUCUAAGUAAUAAAAGAUGGGAAAAGAAACUAUGAUAAGAUGGGAUACUCUAACACAGACGUGCAAGUUAAUAAUCCUGCAGAGAGUAUUAACUAUCUAUUAAGUAUCCGACUGAGAUAAUUGAGGUUGUUCAGCCUGAAGAAGAGAAGGCUCCGAGGAGAUCUUAUAGCAACCUUCCAGUACCUGAAAGGGGAUACAGGAAAGCUGGGGAGGGACUAUUAUAAAGGCUUGUAGUGACAGGACUUGGGGAAAAGGUUAUAAACUGGAAAGGGGCAGAUUUAGGCUUGACGUAAGGAAGAAUUUCUUCACCAUGAGAGUGGUGAGGCACUGGCACAGGUUGCCCAGGGAAGCUGUGGCUGCCCCAUCCCUGGAGGUGUUCAAGGCCAGGUUGGAUGGGGCCUUGGGCAGCCUGAUCCUAGUGGGAGGUGUCCCUGCCCAUGGCAGGGGGUUGGAACUAGAUGAUCUUUAAAGGUCCUUUCCAACCCAAACUAUUCUAUGAUUCUAAAUUUUGUGGUUCUGACUCUGCUGCCUCUACACCAGUGACAGAUCUGUGCCCUGAAUUUUCUCAGGCUCCAUUGAUACCAAGCUGCAAGCACAUCUGCUCUGAUCUGGGGAGAGUGGUACAUAGGAGUGAGUUUUAUGGAGAAGAUGGGAUCUUAACUGAUUUCCCAAAACACAUCACCUAUCCUCAUGUUUGUAGUUGGAAACUUUCUUUUAGUUAAAAAUGCAAUUGUGUCGUUCUUGGUUUUAAUUGAACUGAAACAAAAUAUGGUACUGUGCAUAUUGGCUUAUACUGUAUUUUUAUAAAAACACACUUUAAGAGCAUAUUUAGAAACCUCAAAUAGGGAAAAUAUUGUGGCAAUGGACGGAAACGAUUGCCCUAAUUUCUUAGGGAGGAGACACGUAACAUGAUGUCUCUGAAUUUGAGGGGUUUUCUUGGAUUUUGCAACAUGACCUUUUUCAUGUACUGUUACUUGUUAACAAAAAUAUCCUUCUCUGCCUUUGUUAAGCCUGAUUAAAUUGCUUCAGUCAUAACCCCCAUCACAAUUACAGAAAGCUUUCAAAAGGGACUUCUGGGGUGCAGGGAGGACUGGAGAGGUUCUGUGCUCUUGCAUGUGUUACAGCAGUGCAGGUGUUUUGAAGCUGUGUGCUUGUCUGGGUUUCUGUUCUGAUCACUUCUGUUUGCCCUGGAAGUUCCUUAUGCUGCCUAUACCUGUUCUCCAAAGAAUAUUUAAAGCCUCUAUUUAUAGUUUACAACUUAUGCAACUACGUUGCUAUUCCCACAAAGAUUACUACCGUGGAGAAUUUUAAUGUAUAUUUAUGAAAACCCCAAUCAGAAUACAUUGCUUAUACAUAAGAAUAUCUGAAUAAUUUAUGUAUAUUUUCAGAGAUUUCUAUUAGCUUUCUCAACAGAGGGACUAUUGAGAUUCAUGCAUGUGUGUCUGUAUAUACAUACACAUAUGUAUGCUUAAUUUAUACAUCUAUAUAAAUAUAGAUAAAACUAAUAUAUAUAAUUUCAGUGUGUAUGUUCUGUAUGUUUCAGUGUGUAUGUUUCAGUGUGUAUGGUUCUGUAUUUAUACAUGGCAGUCUAUGCUCAUCAUGCCGGGCCUGUGCUGAUAUCUCUCCUAAAGCUUCAGCCUUGACAUUUUUUCUGGUAGCAUUCAAAUACCUCCUGUCUACUCUGAACCAGAAUGUAUUGUGGGCAAGUGGGAGGUGGCGGGAGAUACCCUAAAGCAUUUUGCAUCUGGAAAUGUAUUUGCAUGAUUUUAAAAGCAUUUUAUAUGUUUAGCCUGUAUCUCCUCCUCCAUCAUGUGGGACAGGGGAAAUGCCUAAUCUUGCAGAAAAUGGGUGAGACGUUUGGGAUGUGUGAGAGGAGGUUCUGGCAGGUUCUGCAUUCCCACAGAGACUGUCUUGGGCAAUGUUUCUUCACACUCUGUGUGGGUAAUGACAGACCUCCCUGAAGCUCGCAGGGCAGAGGUGCUGGUGCUCCAGCUGGUGCAGCUUUGCCCAUCAGCAUUUGAGGCUUUUUGGCAAUUUAAGCAUUCAUCCCAAAGUCAGAUAGCACAGGUUUUUGAAAGGUCCUAUGCACAGUGGAACUCUGGUAUCAUUGAAAACCUCCUGAGAUGUGGGUGAGCUCUGUCAGACCACAUGAGGUAAGUUCCCAAAAGCUUCCAAAGCCAACACUGCUUCCAGGGCAUAUUCCUAAAUAAAACAACAGUGGAGUCUUUCCUUGGCCAAGAAGAAAAGCUGUCUGUUGGGAGUCAUCGUUAUGCGCCAGCUGUAAUCAAGCAGAAAAAAUGAGGAAUAUUCCAGAAGGGUUUGGGGGCUGAAAGAGGCUGUAAACCAGCAAAGCUACUUAAAUCACUGUACAAUAUUUGUGGUUGCACUGCAGAGUGUGGAUUACCUCUGUUAGUUCAGGACCACAAGGAGAGAUUGAUGGGACCAGUUUGUCAGCCAGGCCGGAUGCCGGGGCAGAGAUCCCCGCAGUAACCACAGAAGCAGCAUAUUUAUGUCUAUGCACUUCCCUGAAGGAAGUGAGCCCCUAUACGCUUGUUUUACCAUGCUGCUAGUAAUGUAGCAUGCAUAAAGUCUCUUUCCAGUAGCGAACGUGGAGGAGGCUUAUUCUGAGGCCAAACAACGUCCAGGCUACUGGUGCUGGCCAGAAUCUGUCACUGGGGCACAAUGGACAACACUGGGUGUGUUCUGCCCCAGGGCGCUCGGUCACCUAUGCUCCAAGCAGCCCUGUCCUCUGCUGCCUGGCCUGCUUCUCGCUGCUGGGUCUGAGACUUCUUAUCGCCACAUGAAGAUGUUUGAAUUGCCAAAACUUGAACAGCGAGAUGCCUGUGAAUAAACUAUGCAUUCUCCAUAAUGGCCUUAAAAUUGCUGGAUUUAUGCUGCAUCCUAAGGUGAAGUAUUGGCUUUUAGGUCUUCACCUAAAGAAGACCUAAAAUUGGCAAAUUCAUGUCAUCUCAGAUCUGCAAUGUUUUUAUUUCCCUUUAGUCAUUCAGCAAACAUUAUUGCCAAGUUAUUUUUAAAGGCCUUUUUGUGUACCAGUACUGAUGUGGUUUGAUAUUUUGCUGUCACGGGAAGUAAAACCCUUGUGAUACGGACAGUGUGGAACAUUUCACAUUGGUUUAUAAAGGCCACAUCCUAGCUGAGAAUCUCUCAGCUAACUUAUUUCAAAUACUUGAUUGAUGAGGGAAUGUUCCCAGUGCCUGAAAAUUUAAAUGACAGCUUCUGUGAGCACAGUUCCUCUAUCCAUGUAGGCAUUUUAUCUUUAAAACUGAUUUUCAUUUUGUGUUUUUGUGCAGUAGCUCUUACUUACCUUUUUGUUAUAAAUGAUGCAGUUCUGCCUUCCAAAGCUACUGGUUUUCUGUAUUUACCUUCGCACACGUUGGGGGAUCAAUUGCAGUAUUUUGGGUGUAACGCAACAGCCUUCCAAAGGUCUUUGAGGGCUUGAAGAUGUGCUUCUUGCUGUUGACACUUUCUCCUAAAAAUGAAAACCAUUUUUUUUUGAGUAAAGGUGAUCUUAGUGACACUCUAGCUGGAUAGAUGUCACCUCUUUUGCAGCAACUUAAACAUGAAAAGAACUGACCAGGUUUCAAACACUGCUCAGCAUCUUCCUCCAUCUAACAAGGAGGAAGACUACUCGCUCCACCAAGACCUGUCUAAAAGGAUCAAGAUCCAGGACUUCUCUUUCUGUAGUUCUGGUUCUGAAUAAGCCCAGUGCCUCAGUUUCCCUGUGGCUGACAUGGGAAUGAUGGUACUUUUCUUACUUGCUAACACUGGAGUAGUGCCAGGCUUCACUCAUUAAUAUUCUAAGAUGUUUGCCGAGGCUCUGGGAUGAAAAUACUUCAGUAAAGUAUGUAAAUAGUGCAAAAAGUAAUUUAUCUACUCAAAGUGGAUUAGUUUCCUUGUUUGGGUUACAGAAUUGAUGCCAUCAACUAAACGCCUCUUUGUAGUCAUGAUUUUUUUUUUUUUUUGUAUAAUGCAACUAUUUUAAAGAAUAAAAUUCUGAGGGUUGUGAUUAAAAUCCUAACCAAUACCUGUCAUUUUUCUCCUACCUGUAAAGACAGCUUUCCAAUACGAUUUAGUACAACCUUAGCUCCCGUACUUGUGAGCUAUGGUGGCUUUGUAAAUUCUGUUGGGAUUUUCCUUGUAUUAUAUACUAAGAUUUUUUUUAAAAAAUACAUAAUUUUGACUUUAAUAUAUAACUGAACACUGUUAAAUACUUCUGUUAUUUGAGAAGAAUUUAUAAUAAAUUGUAAUAAAAAUUA